Messenger RNA from Colletotrichum godetiae, 1450 nucleotides. RefSeq names its product methyltransferase TYW3-domain-containing protein. The record is from RefSeq and is a predicted model, not a curated record. Bases 272 to 1417 code for a protein of 381 amino acids. The transcript is spliced from 2 exons. NCBI's taxonomy places the organism in Eukaryota, Fungi, Ascomycota, Sordariomycetes, Glomerellales, Glomerellaceae.
CGGGCAGACUUCACUUACACGCAGUCCGGUGACGAAAACCAUCUCAACGCCCAACGCACGCCCGACCCCCCUGUCUUCUUCAUCUCACAGCGACCGAAUUAGUCAAGCUGCAGAAAGGAACUAUUCAGGGCCAUCAAGGAUUUCUUCCCAGGUUUAGAAGCAAAGGAGCACAACCCUCUCCGUUGAAGAAACCCCACCACAAGGAACCCGAAGUUCAAGUCGCGUACCCGUCUACCAUUACCAAGUCUACGCAAGGCACAGGGAACAUACCAUGGCGCCGCAGCAGAAGAAACAAGGUCACCAACAACUGCCCGUCCCACCGGCAACCUUCACCUCCCGCAAACACAAGAUUCUGGAACAGCUCAGCGUGCCUGAUGCCGAGUACACCGACGCCUCGCCCAAGGGAUCCGUGGACGUCGGCAUCCGCGAGCUGAUUGACGAGCUCAACGCCCUCGACGGACUCGUCACAACUAGCAGCUGCGCGGGGCGCGUCAGCGUGUUUCUCGAGGGUCGCAAGGCGGGAGGGGCUGCGGGAACGGACCAGGGGACAGCAGCAGCUGUAGUCUCAUCAUCUUCUCAAGACGAUCAAGGCAAUGAUGAUACUGCCCCUACCACCGCAGUCCUAGAGACGAUAGCUGGACCCGGCGGAAAGGGAGGCGGAGGCACGUGGCUGUUCGUAUCGCACGAUCCCGUCUCCGAAACGCACGACAACGACGAGGAUCUACUGCGCCUGUUUGGUCUCGUGGACGAAGACGCGGGAAGAGGAACAGGAAAAGAACCCGGACAGGCUGUCGGAGUAUCGGGUCGCUCUCAGUCUGGGCGACGGAAGCGGCUUGUUCACUUCAAAUUCGAACCCAUGAUCCUUCAUGUCCUCACAGCAUCUCUAUCCCACGCCCAGCUCCUCCUAAAAUGCGCCCUCACAGCCGGCUUCCGCGAAAGCGGCGCUUUGAACCUCCUCCCCUCCGCAUCACAAGACGAUACCGCAACCUCAACCUCAGCCUCGUCGUCACCACCCGUGACACCGAUGGUAGGCGUGAGAACAAUGGGCCUCGCCCUCGAAUCUCUCAUCGGCUACGUCGAUGAAGACGUCAACGAUGUUGCCGAGGGCAGCGUACGCCGUCACUGCACCGUCACGCCAGACUACCUCCGCGACCUACUCCACAUCGCCAACGAGCGCUUCGUAGAGAACGCCGCCCGCAUCGCGCGGUUCCGCACCGCUUUGCAGGAGGCCGUUGCUGGUCCCCCGCUUAAAGUGGGCGAGGGCGGUGCCGCGUGGGAGGAGGCCGAUGCCAGGAGGGAGCGGAAGAGGGCUGAGGGUCUAAGGCGGAAGGAGGAGGUGUUGGCUGCUAGACAGCAGAUGACGCAGCAGGCUCCGUCAGAGGGUCAGGACCCGAUAGAGCUCGUAGCUGAAGUAUGAAGCAAAAGAAAUAAAGACUUUCAUUAGGAGGAA